Molecule: messenger RNA, 1863 nt
Organism: Oncorhynchus nerka (sockeye salmon)
Lineage: Eukaryota; Metazoa; Chordata; Actinopteri; Salmoniformes; Salmonidae
Gene: epoa
Product: erythropoietin a
Exons: 5
Coding region: 402-962 (186 amino acids)
Biological process (GO): nucleate erythrocyte development
Cellular component (GO): extracellular region
Molecular function (GO): hormone activity; cytokine activity; erythropoietin receptor binding
Source: RefSeq, a predicted model, not a curated record
UCAUGGUUUGGCAAAGGACGACCUGAGUUGAUGGUUGAAUGCUCUUGUCUGUGUUGGUGCGUAAAGAGUGUUUGCGCAUCCCUAUCGGCUGUAUCGUCUUUUCGCAUUGCGGAUGGGAGGUAAAAUACACGUUUUAGCAGGUUUCCAAAAUCAGUGAUGCAAACAGAGCCUGAUAUAUCCUUGCUCCGAUGAGGAGCCGGAGGCUACUGUAUUUGGCUCUGACUGGGAGAUGCACGCAGCACUAAACUCUCCACAUGCAGCGUCUGGAGAAUGCGGACAAGUGCUCUGGGCAUGGUUGGGAUUAAAUGGACGGAUGUCCUUUGCAAUACCUGUUGAGGAGUGUGUGAACAUAUAUUAUCAUUUCGCGCGAUGCGUUUAAACGAUGCCGCACUGCUUUGCAAAUGUUCCACAAUUCAAGUAGAGGACUCUUUGCCUUUCUGCUGAUGCUGUUGGAGUGGACCAAACCAGGGCUAUCUAACCCCCUGCGCCCGAUCUGUGACCUGCGGGUCCUAAAACACUUCAUUGAAGAGGCCAGAGAUGCUGAGGCAGCCAUGCUGGCAUGUAAAGAAGGACGUGGUCUUGCAGAGCCCGUCACUGUUCCCCAAACCAAAGUAGACUUCAACGUCUGGGAGAGGAAAACUGCACUGGAGCAAGCUCAGGAAGUUCAGUCUGGCCUGUGGCUGUUAAACCAGGCCAUCGGCUCGCUACGAACGUCCGUCACCAACACAGCGCUGCACAGCCACAUAGACAACAGCCUCAGAAACAUCUUCAGCAUCGGACAGGUGCUGCGCAGCCUCAACAUCCAGGAGUACACCCCUCCAGCAGGGGGCGUGGCUGGAGGUGAGGAGACAUGGCGGGUGUCGUCUGCUUCAGAGCUCCUCCAGGUCCACGUUAACUUCCUGCGAGGCAAGGUGCACCUCUUGCUGUCCAACGCACCCAUCUGCCACCAGGGUAGCAGCUGAUUGGGGCUCUCCAAGGCAGGGCUGAACUGAUUGGAGCUCCCUCUGGCAGGGGGGGCGGGCUCUUACACUAUUGACCCUGCUUGUUGCCAGGUAGAAGUCUAAAAGAGGAGAGCGUGUGGACCAGAUCCUCUCAGGAGAGAAUGAAGCUAUGUGGACAGAAUAGUUCCUAUUGGACCUUUAAAAGAACAAGAGCAGGUAGCACCUUGUGAAUAUUGACAUGAGGGAGGAAUGUGGUGAGGAAGUCAACCACGAAUGGGGCCCAUAUAAUGCACCGCUCUACGGCUCUUCAGUACUGUGUGUGUGUGUGUGUGUGUGUGUGUGUGUGUGUGUGUGUGUGUGUGUGUGUGUGUGUGUGUGUGUGUGUGUGUGUGUGUGUGUGUGUGUGUGUGUGUGUGUGUGUGUGUGUGCUUGCCUGUGUGUUUUAGCAUGGACUGUGAGUUCUCACCGCCAAGCACUGGACAACCCACGUGGAUUGCACCUGAUGACACCUUGUUGGAGUUGUUCUGCACUAUACCUGACUGACAGCAUUGACAGCCUGUCAAAGUCCAGGAGGAGGACUAGCCUAUACCACAAACUUUUAAAACUUCACCGCCCACCUCAUUCUUAACACACAACACUUUUCCAACUGCUGUUUAUUAGUGUCCUUAAAUGAAUUUUAUAUUGCUCUUUGUAAUUACUUAUUUAUAGUUCUACAUUUAAGCUCGACUCACUGUCAUGGCGAAAGUAUUCUGAGAGAUAUACUGUAACUAUGAACUAGAGGCCGCCGUUGGGCACCAACGGUUAAUCAUAAUCACUAUAUAAUGCCACUGAACCGUGUUGUAAAGAUAUUUGUAUACGUCAAUAUCCAACUGUUCACUCCUGUCUGUUACCCUUCAUAGAAUAAAUGAUCUGUGUGUUUGUA